AUGAAUAACUCUGCGUCGUCCGCUAUCGAAGAUAGCAGCAUGGCCACCCCAUGCAGGGCCGUGCCGACACAUCCUCAGGUUCAUCCCUUUGCGGGAACACUUGGCGGUAAUCAAAGAGUGGUGGUUGACCGCAGUGACCCCGACAAUGAAUCAUUGCUGGAGAAACUGCCCGACGCGGCACCGUUAAUGACGGUCCAAGAAGGAUUAAGCUUGCAAGGAUUUCUCAAUGUUGACCUCUGGAGGCUUGGACUUCUCGAGUGCGUUGGAGCAAUGCUGCUGGAUUUUGUUACUGCAUGGAUGUCUAUACGACCAAGCGCAGCCAUUGUGUCUCCAACCGGAGAAGCUGGUAUCUUCUCAACAAGCACAUUCCUGGGCCCGUUAUUCGGAGCUUUCAGUAACUGGAUAUUUCUGACAUUAUUCAUUUUCUCCUUCUCCAAUGUCAGUGGGAGUCAUCUCAAUCCCACAAUUACGCUAGGCACUUUCUUCGCGCGCCUCAUAUCGCUUCCUCGAAUGGUCAUUUAUAUCCUUGGCCAAACGCUCGGGGGUGCUCUUUCCGGCUUUAUACUCCGCUCCGCUUAUGGUACUCGAGAUUUCACUGUGGGAGGUUGUUACAUUGACACAAAUAUUGUACCCCUGGAUGAAGCGUUUCUUCUAGAGUUCAUCUUCUGUCUCCUUCUGAUAUUUCUAUCAUUCGGUGUCGGUCUUGAUCCUAGACAGAGUCAGGUUUGCGGACCCGCUCUCUCUCCUUUCUUGGUAGGGCUGGUCUUGUUUGGUGUGAGUUGGGGGUCAGCUUAUACGAGAGCAGGCUAUUCUGGAGCAUCGGUCAAUCCAGCUCGGUGCUUUGGUGUCUAUGUGGCUACCACCUUUCCAAGCUAUCACUGGAUUCACUGGGUCGGACCAUUGGCUGCUUCAAUUGGCCAUGGAAUUAUUUAUUUUGUCGUGCCUCCUUGGAAGGCAUGA
This is a messenger RNA of Penicillium odoratum, 960 nucleotides long. RefSeq lists its product as uncharacterized. Gene Ontology annotation, cellular component: membrane. Bases 1 to 960 code for a protein of 319 amino acids. Lineage: Eukaryota; Fungi; Ascomycota; Eurotiomycetes; Eurotiales; Aspergillaceae. Gene Ontology annotation, biological process: transmembrane transport. The record is from RefSeq and is a predicted model, not a curated record. The transcript has 4 exons. Gene Ontology annotation, molecular function: channel activity.